AGGUUUUCAUCCUUCAUGGUUGCGCGGUUGUCAUGCAGCCCCCUGCAUGCUGCAGGCGUUCUAAAAGCGGCCCUUAAAUGCGUGGUUGACGCGUGUGCUGACUGCUUUUUUCAUUUUGAUAGCCAAGUUUGUCACGUAGAACCAUCUCAACGACAUGCAGACUAUCAAGGUUGUAGUGGUGGGGGACGGUGCUGUAGGCAAGACUUGUUUGUUGAUCUCAUACACCACGAACAAAUUUCCAAGCGACUAUGUUCCGACUGUCUUUGAUAACUACGCUGUCACCGUAAUGAUUGGUGAAGAUCCUUACACGCUAGGUCUUUUCGACACCGCCGGGCAAGAGGAUUAUGACCGUCUCCGGCCACUGUCAUACCCCCAAACCGACGUCUUCCUUGUUUGCUUUAGUGUAACGUCACCUCCAUCCUUCGAGAACGUGAGGGAGAAAUGGAUUCCAGAGGUGCACCACCAUUGUCCGGGUGUCCCAUGUCUUAUCGUUGGGACGCAAAUCGACUUGCGGGACGAUGCUCAGGUGAUCGAGAAGCUCUCCAGGCAGAAGCAACGACCGGUGCCGACCGAGCACGGCGAGAGGCUUUCGAGAGAGCUUGGUGCUGUCAAGUAUGUGGAGUGCUCAGCCCUGACACAGAAAGGGUUGAAGAACGUCUUCGACGAGGCUAUUGUCGCUGCACUAGAGCCACCCGUGGUUAAGAAGACACAUAAAUGCGUCGUCGUUUAAUGAAUGAUCCAUCACGACGGUACAGCUUGUUCUAUCUUCUUAUGACUCCUUUACGCCUUGUUCUGCCUCAUAUAUCCUUCUCAUCUUUUUUAUGUCGUUUCCCUCGUUGCGCCAAGACAUCAUGAUUUUCCCCAGUCCUGUAGCAUCUGUUCUCUUCCGCACGAGCUGAGUGGAUCUUGAGGCUAUGCUCGUGCUCUCAGAGAAGCUGAUCUCAUCCGUCUUUCUCA
Messenger RNA from Suillus fuscotomentosus, 957 nucleotides. RefSeq names its product small GTPase CDC42. NCBI's taxonomy places the organism in Eukaryota, Fungi, Basidiomycota, Agaricomycetes, Boletales, Suillaceae. The coding region runs from base 155 to 730 and encodes 191 amino acids. The record is from RefSeq and is a predicted model, not a curated record. Gene Ontology annotation, biological process: small GTPase-mediated signal transduction. Gene Ontology annotation, molecular function: GTPase activity; GTP binding. The transcript is spliced from 5 exons.